AUGGAUCCAGUUCUACAAAAUCCUGCCGUUGCUGCAGUGGCUGCCAAAUAUGCGGAUCCGGAGUAUCAGGACGUUCACAUCAAUCUGUUCUCAAAGUCAAUCGUCCGACCAAUCCCACACGUUCUUCCGCCCGGUGUCAGCCAAACCAAUUUCGACCGCGCCAUUCGCGAGUGGUCUAACGCGUUAGGCAGUGAGAACGUCUUUUCAGGCGACAAUGUGAAGGAAUAUAUUGAUCCAUAUGAGCUUAAUGAGGAUGCCUCCACGAGAAGGGUGCCAAGUGGCGCAGUCUGUCCUGCUACGUUGGAACAAGCUCAAACGGUUCUCAAGAUUGCCAACAAGUACCAAAUUCCGCUGUGGACGUUCUCCCGGGGCAAAAACUUGGGAUAUGGUGGGCCCGCACCACGAUUGUCGGGGUCUGUAGCCCUAGACUUACACCGCAUGAAUCGUAUCAUCGAGGUGAACGAGGAAUAUUCCUACGCUGUGGUCGAGCCGGGCGUCACUUUUACUGACCUGUACGACUACUGCAAAGAAAAAGGCCUGCGCGUCUGGCCUAGCACCCCAUCACUGGGUUGGGGCAGCGUUGUCGGUAAUACUGUCGAUCGUGGAACCGGUUUCCUUCCUACGGCCAACCAUUGGCAAAAUAUGGCCGGCUUAGAGAUCCUGCUCGCGGAUGGCGACUUAGUUCGAACAGGACAGUUUGGCAUUUCAAAUUCGGCAGCCGCACAUACCUCCAAAUUCACCUUUGGUCCGUCAAUCGAGGGACUCUUCCUACAGAGUAACCUAGGAAUCGUCACCAAGAUGGGUAUCUGGCUGACACCUCAACCUGAGGCAUAUUUAUCGUGCUUUUUCGAGGUUCCUAAGUUUGAUGACAUCGAGGCGCUGGUCAACGUAUUUGGGACGCUACGCAUGAAUGGAGUCAUUCCAAACACAAUCUUCGUCUCAAGCGUAAUCGAGGUGUUAGCCUUGAUCAAAAAACGAGUCGACAUCUACGAUGGUCCAGGACCUAUUCCACCACACAUCUUGGAAAAGGCGCAACAGGAGUAUAACCUAGGGUACUGGAAUGCCAAGUUUGGGCUCUUUGGUCCUCGAGGUGUGAUUACCGCUCAACUGGAAGAGAUCCAGCGUGCUGUCAGCAAACAUGCCCCAACCGGUACGCUACGAAGUGAACUUUUCUCUGGCGAGGAUGGCCAACUACUUGACGCUUCUAACAUUCCCGAACCGCACGGCGGCGUCUUUGUGGGCGUGCCUACGCUAUGGAGUUUACCCAUGGUCAAAUUUCGAUUACCUAAGGACGAGUCCAAAGGGAUUUCGGGCCAUGGAGACUUCUCAUCGAUCAUCCCGUCCAAUGGAAAGCAGGUUUUGGACUGGGUCCGCCAAUCGAAGCGUAUCAGCGAAAAGCACGGCUUUGAUCUCUUCUGCGACUUUUUCAUGCACGAGCGCCACCUCAUCUUUGUCAACUUCCAAGCCUUCGACAAGACACUAGUGGAGCACCAGGUCGGUAUUCAAGCUCUAUUUGCGGAGUUGUAUGAUGAGGCAAAGGAGAAGGGUUUCAGCAAUUAUCGCUCCCAUAUCAACCACAUGGAUCCCGUCGCCGAACUGUAUGACUUCAAUCAGCACGCGUACCGGAGAUUUGUCGAGAAGCUUAAGGAUACCUUGGACCCUAAUGGCAUUCUUUCUCCUGGAAAACAAGGGAUGUGGGGGCGAAAUUAUCAACAAUUCCGCGAUAUAUCCAUCCCCAAUGGGCUGGAUGGUCGAAAAGCAAAGCUAUAG
Messenger RNA from Exophiala viscosa, 1770 nucleotides. Its product is annotated as glycolate oxidase. NCBI's taxonomy places the organism in Eukaryota, Fungi, Ascomycota, Eurotiomycetes, Chaetothyriales, Herpotrichiellaceae. Bases 1 to 1770 code for a protein of 589 amino acids. The transcript has 6 exons. Gene Ontology annotation, biological process: lactate catabolic process. Gene Ontology annotation, molecular function: D-lactate dehydrogenase (cytochrome) activity; D-lactate dehydrogenase (NAD+) activity; FAD binding. Gene Ontology annotation, cellular component: mitochondrion. The record is from RefSeq and is a predicted model, not a curated record.